AUGGGGAAUUGCAGCUCAGAACCCUCCUCACUUCGCCUCGAAGUCCGUGAUCGCGCAUGGAAGGGCGAGUUCCGACCUGAACAAGAAUGGCCAUUGGCUCGUACUCAAUACACCAAGAAGUAUCUCGAUAUCACUCAAGGGAGGCUUAUCGACCAGAAUUCCUCCUCAAUCUCGGUCACCACCUAUAAUUCCCAAGUCACCGAUGACGAUGUCCGUUUCCAAUACCGAUUCUCGGAGGAUACCGAGCUGACAGGAAACAUGCGCCUACGUCUCUGGGUUGCUGCUGAUCAGGGCGAAGAUAUGGACCUGUUCGUCCAGCUUGACAAGCUUGACAAAGACGGAAAAAUUACUCCAUUUGUGGCCUUCUCCAUGGUCGACGAUGGUCCUCUUGGUCUUGGAUGGCUCCGUGUUAGCCACCGCGAGUUGGAUAUUGCGAAGACAACCAUUGACCGACCUUACCACAUCCAUGCUCGGAAGCUUCUUCUCCGACCAAAUGAGAUUGUCCCAGUGGAUAUUGAGAUUCUUCCAACAUCGACUCUUCUCCGUCCCGGGGAGACCCUUCAGGUUCGGAUCCAGGGUAACGACAGCUUCCGACACAAAACUCCGGAUGUUGUGCAGUUCCACGAGAAUUCUGUCAACAAGGGAAAGCACUUUGUCUACUCGGGCAGCAACUUUGAAUCUUACCUUGUCCUCCCCAUCAUUGAGUCAUAA
Molecule: messenger RNA, 711 nt
Organism: Penicillium maclennaniae
Lineage: Eukaryota; Fungi; Ascomycota; Eurotiomycetes; Eurotiales; Aspergillaceae
Exons: 1
Coding region: 1-711 (236 amino acids)
Molecular function (GO): dipeptidyl-peptidase activity
Source: RefSeq, a predicted model, not a curated record